AUGCGAACCCAAGCCUUCUUCGCCAUGCUUUUUACCCCCGGCGCUAUUGCCGGCGGUACCUUUAUCCCAACAGAUCCCAAGCUCGCUCAUCGUGCACCUGAACCUUUUCCUUGGCCCCAGUUGCUAAACAACCCUCACAUGACCACACCAGUUGUAUGGUAUCAAAUUGGUCAAAUUAAAAUCUGGACCGACACCCGGGGCGUUGACUUCGUCAGGGAUGGUACAAAAUUCGAUACGUUCGACCAGUGUAUCAACCACUGUAAAACAUUUAGCGUUGUACAUAACUCUCCCGUCGAUAAGCCAACCGAUGCGAAAUGCAACUACUAUUGCACCACCUAUUGGGAUCAAGUUAAAAAGUCCCGCUAUUAG
Pyricularia pennisetigena is the source of this 369-nucleotide messenger RNA. RefSeq lists its product as uncharacterized. The coding region runs from base 1 to 369 and encodes 122 amino acids. Lineage: Eukaryota; Fungi; Ascomycota; Sordariomycetes; Magnaporthales; Pyriculariaceae. The transcript has a single exon. The record is from RefSeq and is a predicted model, not a curated record.